Messenger RNA from Sardina pilchardus (European sardine), 2642 nucleotides. It is a transcript of the gene nim1ka, whose product is annotated as NIM1 serine/threonine protein kinase a. The transcript is spliced from 5 exons. NCBI's taxonomy places the organism in Eukaryota, Metazoa, Chordata, Actinopteri, Clupeiformes, Clupeidae. Gene Ontology annotation, molecular function: protein serine/threonine kinase activity; ATP binding; tau-protein kinase activity. The record is from RefSeq and is a predicted model, not a curated record. Gene Ontology annotation, cellular component: cytoplasm. Bases 1045 to 2430 code for a protein of 461 amino acids. Gene Ontology annotation, biological process: protein phosphorylation; microtubule cytoskeleton organization; intracellular signal transduction.
GAAUAGGAGGAGUCAUGCAGUGUCAUUGAGAAAAACAACAAGAUUAUUAAAUAUGGGCACUGCCGUCUCUCGUGUGUCAGCUAGUUCGGAGGCGUAAAGGGGAUCCCUGGCUGUGCCAAAGACUAAGGUGGAGAUUUGCAGAGCCGAUAAGUAAAGCCGGGAUUAGGAUCUGUGGGCAACCAGCGUGCGCUCUAAUCCCGGCAGCCGGGUGGCCGGCAGAGAGAGAGAGCGAGAGCGAGAGAGCGAGAGAGAGAGAGAGAGGGGAGGUAGCCGGACGCUGGGGAAACGUGAGCCAGAGAGGAGCCAGAAUCCGAGAGAGGCGGUCGAGACCUGUGGAGUGGCGGUGGCGGCGGCGGCGGUGGCGGCGCUGGUGAAGAGGGACCUUUUUGCUGGCGACAGGAGAGAGCUCUGGAGAGUCCCCCCGGGGGCGGCUUUUCGUGCUGAAGACAUCAUGUUCCGCUGAGCGGGGCCACAAAGGAGCCUCGGCAGCAGGAGGAGGAGGAGGAGGAGGAGGAGGAGGAGGAAGAGGAAGAGAGGGAGGGGGGAAGACGUGCUCCUCCGCGUUUGGGAGCAGGGGAGGUUGGCAAUCACAGCGCCCUCGGCACACUCAACACCAGGCUCUCUCUCUCUCUCUUUCUUUCGUUCUCUCUCUUUCUUUCACUCUCUCUCUCUCUCUCUUUCGCUGCCUCUCUCUCUCUCUCUCUCUCGAUUAGUUUGAGUCACAGGUGAUGAGGGGCCGGUGGCGCCAAGAGCCGAUCUGUCAGCAGCGACCACCAGCUCCUCUCCCCCUCGUCCACUUUAGCAUCUGCCCGUUUCUGAGGGCUUUUUAGGAUGCGGAGACGCAUGGACACGCCUGAGGUCAGAGUGGCCACUGAGGACAAGAUGCAGAGUGUUUGCUGAUGAUCCAUCUGCUGUGCCUCUUUGACAGUGUGUCACCUGAAAAAGACCAGACCUCCUUGCCAUGAGUUAAACUCCUUCCUGCCCCCUCACCCCCUCCUUUCCACCUGCCCCCACCCCGCCCCACCCCCUCGCCCCCAGGACGGGAUGACGGCCGUGCACCCAUCUGAGGCGGGCACUUCCUCCUCCGCCAGCUCCGUGCCCGCGGUGCGCCCCGGUGCAGCCGUGGCCCCUGCGGCCCCCCCUGGGGGCCCCUCUCAGCGCUACGCCCGCUGGAGCCGGCAGGACAGCUCGGACAUCUGCACGGACGACGAGGGCGGCGGGGGCCCGCCGCGACGCCUCUCGCCCCUGGAGAAGCUCAACCUGGACAUGUGCCAGGACGAGAGGGUGGUGCGCGAGCUGACUGUGGGCCGGCGCAUCGGCUUCUACAAGGUGCGCGGCGAGAUCGGCUGCGGCAACUUCUCCCACGUCAAGCUGGGCAUCCAUGCCCUGACGAAAGACAAAGUGGCCAUCAAGAUCUUGGACAAGACCAAGCUGGACCAGAAGACACAGCGUCUGCUCUCGCGAGAGAUCUCCAGCAUGGAGCGCCUGCACCACCCCAACAUCAUCAGGCUCUACGAGGUGGUGGAGACCCUGACGCGCCUGCACCUGGUGAUGGAGUACGCGGCCGGGGGAGAGCUCUACACCAAGAUCAGCACCGAGGGGAAGCUCUCGGACAUCGACUGCAAGAUCGUCUUCUCCCAGGUCCUGUCGGCCGUGAAGCACAUGCAUGACAACAACAUCAUCCAUCGGGACCUGAAGGCGGAGAACGUGUUCUACACCUGCAGCACCUGCGUCAAGGUGGGCGACUUCGGCUUCAGCACGGUGAGCCGGCGCGAGGAGACCCUCAACACGUUCUGCGGCUCGCCGCCGUACGCCGCGCCCGAGCUCUUCCGCGACGAGCACUACAUGGGCGCCUGCGUGGACGUGUGGGCGCUGGGCGUCAUGCUCUUCUUCAUGGCCACGGGCACCAUGCCCUUCCGCGCCGACACCGUGGCCAAGCUCAAGCGCUGCAUCCUGGACGGCGCCUACGCCAUCCCGGCCUACGUGCCCGAGCCGUGCCAACAGCUGCUCCGCGGCGUCCUCCAGCCGCAGUCGAGCGACCGCCUCACCGUGGCCCAGGUCAUGGCCUGCGCGUGGCUGCGGCCCGUCGACUUCCCGCCGGCCGUCGAGCCCUUCAAGCUGGACCCGCUCUACCUGGUGGAGGCCGAGCCCGGCGAGCUGGAGGAGGACGAGCUGGAGGUGAAGAGCAUCCUGGAGGCGCUGGGCAUCACCGCCGAGCACCUGCACAACAACCAGGGCAAGGACUGCCGCAGCUCCAUCACCGGCGUCUACCGGAUCCUGCUGCACCGGGCGCACAAGCGCCGCGCCGUGGACAGCAUGCCGGUGGUGACGCGCGUGGUCAGCGCCCCCGUCGCCUCGUACCCUAAAAAGGACCGCCUGAAGGCCUACCGGAGCCUGCGGCACACGUCCAAGCUGUGCGUCAUUCUCUGAUCUCUGCAGAGGGACUAGUCUUAAACAGGGAUUGGCCUAUUUCUUUUUGAGAGCGUGCAAGAGUGUGGUGCUUGAGUGGACUAGAGAAGUAUAGAACAUGUAUUUUUCAUUAUGACAAGAACAUAAAAUGAAUUGCCUGAUCAGGAGAAGGUGAACAUGGAGCUCAUCUUGUCGAACUUUGCGUAUGAACACCUUUGAGUUUGUGUGAUGAU